AUGCGCUCAAAAUUCUUCAACCGCUCUCAACCCCAACACAACACCAUGACGUCCGCAGAACCCCCGAAGCCCUCCACCGCUCACCGCCCCAAGAAGGCCAUCACCCGCACCAUCAAGCAAUUCUCGCCGCGCAAAAAGCCCCCGGCGCCCAUCGCGAUCCCCAAGCCCGCAGCAUCUAGGACCCUGCCUGUCGCUGCUGCGAUCAACUGGGUCGCAGUUGAGCUCUCAAACUUUCCGCCCAAUUUCGCUCGACAAGAUGUCCAGGCCAUUUUCCGGGACUACAAUGUGUCGCCGGGCUUCACGCUACCGAAUACGACGCGCUUCGCUUACCCGUUCCGUACGAAGGUCUUCUUGGCGGGGGUGGAUGAGGCGUCAAGAGCAGUGAAGGGUCUGGACGGGAGAAUGGUGGGCGGGAGGCGGAUUUCGGUGCGGAUGAUAGACCGAGCUGCGGUUGAGGAGGAGGUGGUUGGCGUUGCAAACCUUGCCGAAGAGUUGAGGAUUGGAAUCAUUAACACCGCGCGUGUGUACCAUCCGCAGCACUCUUCCGCGAUCCUCGAAGUUCGGGAACAUGUGAAAGAUGGUCGCUACUUUGCAUUCCUGCAAGCUCGCGCACCGGUUACGGUCCACAGCCCUCCUCGCACACAUGCGUUGCCGCCUCGGAAUGUUGGAAACUGGGAGUUUGUUGUUGGCGGAACUGCGGAGGUGAAGCAAGAGAAAGACGGGAUAGUGUGUGCUCGAUUGGCGGCUCUAAGGCAUUUACAGGAAGACCUGGAGAAGCAGGGUGUGAUGAAGAGAGUAUGGGCUGGAUGGGAGGGGAGUUGGAUGUUGGACGCAGCUGGAUUGAAAGAUGGACCACGAGCACUGUAG
This is a messenger RNA of Trematosphaeria pertusa, 867 nucleotides long. RefSeq lists its product as uncharacterized. The transcript is spliced from 2 exons. Gene Ontology annotation, molecular function: nucleic acid binding. Bases 1 to 867 code for a protein of 288 amino acids. The record is from RefSeq and is a predicted model, not a curated record. NCBI's taxonomy places the organism in Eukaryota, Fungi, Ascomycota, Dothideomycetes, Pleosporales, Trematosphaeriaceae.